CAGCCCUACAGCAGCUCCCCGCUUCCGGGCACAGGAAAGCAGGAGGGUGUGGAAUCAGGGAUGCCGGGUUGCACAAAGCAGCUCCGAAGAAGACGCUUCACUUUCCACUAAGGUAGUAAUCGGUGAGGGAAUGCGCAGGCUUGGAAACUGCUUCCGGAAUGAAGUACUGCGCUUGCGCAUCCCCGCCCCUUUCCUUCGGCUGCAGCAGCGGCUCAGGACUGCAGACUUGAAUCCCCACCAAUGGACCUGGUUGGUUUUGGUUAUGCAGCCCUUGUGACAAUUGGAAGUAUUUUGGGAUAUAAGCGAAGGGGUGGAGUUCCAUCCUUGAUUGCUGGUCUUUCUGUUGGAGUUUUGGCUGGGUAUGGAGCCUAUCGUGUCUCAAAUGACAAACGGGAUGUCAAAGUGUCAUUGUUUACAGCUUUCUUCUUGGCCACCAUAAUGGGUGUGAGAUUCAAGAGAUCCAAGAAAAUAAUGCCUGCUGGGCUGGUUGCAGGCUUAAGCCUCGUGAUGAUCUUAAGACUGGUCCUGCUGUUGCUUUAGCACCCAGAGAAGCCAAGAGGCAACCUCCUAUCAUUCUACUGUACCCGGCAGAGCAGCUUCUUGCAUUCAAAAGAUCAGUUUAAAUAGGUGGUAAAUUUUUUACACUGAAAUGAAAAUAUGUUUGUCUCCCCGACAUUUAAAAACUCAUUGGCAAUAUUUGCUUGCCCUCCCCUUUUUCAUUUAAAGCACAAGUUUCAGCUGUUCUUUUUGUUAACCCUGGGUC
Messenger RNA from Arvicola amphibius (Eurasian water vole), 763 nucleotides. RefSeq names its product transmembrane protein 14A (gene Tmem14a). The record is from RefSeq and is a predicted model, not a curated record. The transcript has 5 exons. Gene Ontology annotation, cellular component: mitochondrial membrane. Gene Ontology annotation, biological process: regulation of heme biosynthetic process. NCBI's taxonomy places the organism in Eukaryota, Metazoa, Chordata, Mammalia, Rodentia, Cricetidae. The coding region runs from base 241 to 540 and encodes 99 amino acids.